Gymnodraco acuticeps is the source of this 2962-nucleotide messenger RNA. RefSeq names its product interleukin 34 (gene il34). Lineage: Eukaryota; Metazoa; Chordata; Actinopteri; Perciformes; Bathydraconidae. The transcript has 9 exons. Gene Ontology annotation, molecular function: cytokine activity; macrophage colony-stimulating factor receptor binding. Bases 560 to 1228 code for a protein of 222 amino acids. The record is from RefSeq and is a predicted model, not a curated record. Gene Ontology annotation, biological process: positive regulation of cell population proliferation; positive regulation of macrophage differentiation; positive regulation of protein phosphorylation.
GUCAGCCGGUUGCGCACAUUACGGCACACACAGACAGAGCGCACCCCAACUGCGUGGAUGGACGGAGCAACUUAAGGACUUCCCUUCCUCACUCUUAAGGCACAUUUAUGAUUGGAUGCCUACCAGCUCGGAUUUUCUUCUCAUUUAUCAAGGGCUUUUUACAACGUGCCAACACUGAGCGGAUAUUGCUAUUGCGCAUCACGGGAGCUGGAACAAAAGGGACUCUUCAGUCAUCUCCAGCCUUCAGGAGUACUCUGGUCCAGUGGAGGCAACCCUACAUCCUAGCAGUUGGGACCACAAGAAACAGCUCCAUGAGUACUACAUCGCGUUGGAUGUGAACAUCAGGGAGCAACAGAAGUACAAGAGCCUCAAAAACCAAGAUCUGCUGGAAUGUUCACGAUGCUCAACAAUGAAAUGAAGACCUAAAGCCAGAUAACCCAUGUUUGACCCACCGAACACAGACUGAAGAGUUGCAGACACCAGUGUUGUGUGCGUUGCUGGCCCUGUGUGUGUGUUUACACACUGUGCUGAGAUUAAAGCACUGUGGAGUCAGGAAUUUAUGUUCAAGAGCAUGGUCCAACUGUCCACCUCAGUCUACCUGCUGGGAGGCCUUUUGGGCCUGUUUCUGCUAUCGCCUGUUAUGAUGGCCCCAACACCAGCCAGCAUGUGCACAGCCUUGAAGACACUCAACGGUAGCCUCAGCAACAGGCGGCGGUACAUGAAGCACAACUUCCCCAUCAACUACACCAUCAGGGUCCAUUAUGAGGAAGUCUUCAAACUGUCAAACAUUAACAGAAUGAGGUUACAUGUGGAGGGAUUGGAUGAGCUAGUUCUCCAGAGGUUGUGGUUCCAGGUCAACCGAGGCGUUUUAAAAAAGAUCAUCCGGGUUAUGCCAGAGAGACAUCCUUCACGUCAAUACACCACUGAGUUGGAAAGGCGCUUCAGGGAUGCGGAAGGCGUGUUUGUACAGUCACAUCCGGCUGAGGUGUUCCAGCAGGAGCUUCCAGAGUCUAUCCAGGACACUUGGGAUCAUUUAACAGAAGAGCCUAGCAGAGUGCCCGAGUCCAGUUGGAGAUCUGCUUCCCCGAAGUCUCUCCUGGACAACCUCUGCCACACCAUGCACUGCCUCUUCAGUGAGUGCUUUGCCAGCACAGAAACAAAGCAGGACUAUUGCAGUGUUUCCCAUUGGAAAAAAGGCAAGAAGAAAAAUGUACGCCCUCGAAGCUGAGAAGGGGCCAGCGGGAUGCAAUGGUGAUACCAAUAAAGGGUUGGUGUCAUUAUCUCCGUUUCAGCGAUAGAGAGAAGAGUGAAAGGACAAUCCACACGGAAACAAGAGAGCUCAGUCCUGAUUUGUGAAGAUCAAUAAUUAUUUCCUAAAUAUACCGAACAGAGCUAAGAUUGUUUUUAUGAGAAUAAGGUAUGAUCAAUGGCUCUAUCACGCAAAGAAGACUCAUAUUGUAGGUACAGCAGCAGCAUUUAUGGUGAUUUCAUGAGCAUAAUGGACUUUCUGCUAAAAUGAAAUUACACUUAUUUAGGAGAAAUUCUCCAACUUUUAGAUUUUCCAAUUCUGUCACACAUGAAGUUUAAAUAUUUGUCUCUUGAUGGCAGCUCAGAUUAAUUAUUUGUUCUUGAGAGAUUUGUUCAUAUAUGGACUGAACUGAUCAUCGAUUGGAUGUCACUAUGACUUUAGGAAAACUCUCCCCAAAAAGCCUGUGAUGUGCUCCGGUGGACCUGAAUGGUUCGGAUCAGAGAUCAACAUGAAGCCGUAAGAGAGACAAUGCAUUGGAAUGUUAUCAUAUCUAGAAACUUCUGCAGACUUUGUACCAUAUCUGACUCUUCCACACAUCAAUGAGCUGGAGCCCGAGCAUUGACAUGAACUGACUUCAGACCUACUGGCAAACUGUGCAAAGCUUGAAGAGUGACCAUUAGCAUUUUUAAAUGUGAAUUAAUAUCAGUUUCACUAUUUCACUUUGUUCUGACUUUAACAUUUGGGCCAACAUCGAUCUUUUUUUAUAUAAAUACAUUUGAGGUAUCUGACCUUUCAGAUUUGGCUCCCCUUCAAAUUUCACAUGCAGGCUCAUCAGAAAAUAUAUAUUAUGAUAAAAUCUUUCCCAGGCUCAAGCCACCCAGAGCCGAAUAAGCUUUUUCAGGAGGGGAUCUUAAAGACAGGCGCUAAAACGAAGCGUUCCAGACAGAGGUUAUUACAGGUAUAGUUUAAUCAGUUUACAGUGUAAGACUUCCUUCUGCCUUCAAUACUUUAUGUUUAUUAUGACAGCAUAAAAAAAUCAAAAUCAAAUAGAACAAUUGCUCUUUUACAACAGUUAAGAGUAAUCCAUUUUCCGUUUAAAAUUAAAUAGAUAUAGAGUAAUUCAUAAAUAACUCAAAUAAAUGGCAUUUACACUACACCAUUUUAAAAAGUAAUAUGGUGUUUCACUUAUAAACUUCAGGUAUCUGUCCCAUAGAACUUAGUGACCCCUUAUGACUGCACCAGGUAUCUAUUUAUGAAAGCCAACUAUAGGAAGGUAAUGGCUUCAGUUUAAGAGUGUACUUACUUUAAGAGUUAAGGAUGAUGUUAUAUAGAAAGCAAAGUGUUGAGAUUGGGUCUGAAAGGAGCUCUAUUCAGGAGAGCUUUAAUGAUGUAAUAUGUAUUGUUCUAAAUGCAGCGUAUAUUUGUAUUACACUUAAUCCUAUAUAACUGUACGGUUGUCUUUUUGUUACCAUAAGAGCAUUUUAGGUGUGUAUUCAAAGAUCCCUUAUUGUGAAUAUAAAGUUAUAUUUUCCCCAAACUGACUGGUAACAGCAGAGAGAUGAUAACUCCUAACAUGUGGAUGGUUGUUCUUUAAAAACUGACUUUUUUAUAUGCAAGAUAUUGAAUUUAUUUAUUUUUUGGAAAUGUAUAAUGCUAUGUGUCAAUACUUCAAUGAAAGAAAUACAAAUUAAAUAGCUAUUUUGUAUCAACUAA